This is a messenger RNA of Punica granatum (pomegranate), 1855 nucleotides long. The record is from RefSeq and is a predicted model, not a curated record. NCBI's taxonomy places the organism in Eukaryota, Viridiplantae, Streptophyta, Magnoliopsida, Myrtales, Lythraceae.
CGGUAAGUUGAUUUUUCAUGGCUUUGGCAUGUUUAUUUCUUAUGUCUACACGAACAUUUACACUUAAUUCCGCCCACUUAACCUUACUAUAAGGUCUGGUUUAAUGAUUGGAUAGUUAGGUUGAGGAGGUCAUUGAUUGUAAUAUCAAAGUUCAUUCUAUGGGAAUUUCACUAGUUGUGAAGAAGUUUACGUUUUCGUGAUUGUUAAGAAUGAUACUUUGAUUAAUCUUUUUGCAUUAAUGGCUGAUCAGAACUUACUUGUUUGAAUCAAAGUGUGUACUAGCUAAGAAUGUUGAUUGAGUACAGCCACAUAUUGAGAUUAGUAACUGUUUAUGUAUAUGAUGAUCUAAAUUGGUUUGUUAAUAUAUACUUUGUUAAAUGAUCUUACCUAUACUCAAUUAUCUUUGUUUAUCUAAAGUCGGAUAAGAGUUUGUCAAAGUGAGUCAAGACGGUCGUUUGAUUUGGCUAUUUGGAUGACUUGAGUUGUCUGGGCAUACCAUGCUUAUUAUUAAUCUUGAUCAUUUAUUGGAAUGUUAUUCUAUAUGUUCCUUGAAUAUUCAAUGAGACUUUUGCCUUGAUACUUUAUAUGAAUAUGUCUUUGCUAUGGAAUAAGAAGCAACGAGUUAGUUGAAUGAAUAAAUUAGAGAAAUCGAUGGAUUAGCUUAGACUAACUCAUUUAAAUGUUUAGUGAACUAAGCUAGGACAAAUUAAUAAAAUAUAUUUAUUACUUAAUAUUAAUUCAUUGGUAUAGAAUGUACUUGAGUAUAUUAGGAACUGAAACUUUUGUUUAGUUGGAUUAGUGAUGUGGAUGCCAUGACCUUCACACUCUCCCUGAACUUCCUACUGGGUUGACUAAUCUUCAAGUUACUUGUAAGUCACCGGUGCCAAUCCCGAAUCUCCCUGAUUUAAUUAAUCUGAAGCAGUUGACAUUUUCUGAGUGCUUUAACUUGGCAAAGAUGCCCCCGGGCAUUGCCAGGUUAUCGAAGUUGGAAUUCUUACAGUUUCACGGAACAGGGAUUAGCAGCUUACCUGAGGAAAUUGGUGCACUUUCUCGGCUAAAGGUGCUCAGCAUUGUAAAUUGCGGGAGACUUCGAUCCCUUCCCACCCUUCCCCCAGGCCUUCACGAUCUAUCUGUUGUCGGAUGCAAUCUAUUUCAUGCAUUACCGGAUCUUUCAAACUUGCAGAACCUAUCAGAGCUCCAACUAUGUGCAUGCUCUCUGAUGGAAAUUCGAUGUCUCGGGAGAUUAGCAUUCUUAACACGCCUGACAGUUAGAAGCCCGAGAAUAGCUAACCUUGAUGCGCUUGAGAGAGUAGAAGCUCUGACAUACUUGGAAGUCUCAUACUGCAAAAAUCUUGAAAGACUACCGGAUUUAUCGAAUCUGAAGUUGUUGAAUGCGAUAAAGGCUAAUGAGUGCAAAAGGCUGGUUGAAGCCGAAGGCCUUGACGAUUUGUGCACCCUGAGGAAUUUGGAGAUUUGCAAUUGCACAUCCUUGGAAACAUUGCCUGAUUUGUCGAGCUUAAAGCUGUUGGAAAGCUCGGAUGCUGGAGGCUGCGAGAAGCUACAGGGCCUAGAGGGACUCGAUGAGUUGGAAUCAUUGCAAACGUUAGAUCUCAGACAAUGCAAAGUAAUUAAAAGGUUGCCAAAUGUCUCGGGGCUGAUGUCCUUACGGUGGCUAAAUAUCUCAGGCUGUGAUAAUCUAACAGAAAUCCUGGAGCACGAAGAGAUAAAUUUAAGAUCAAUUUCUAGAUAUUAAGUGAAAUUGAGGGGUACGGACAACUUCUAUGAUGGACUUCAAUCUCUCAAUAUCAGACUAUGGUGAGUUUACAACUUCAGAGAGAAUUUCCUUCGAUAUUCA